CCUUAUUUGUGUACAUAACUCCAACCCCAGUGCUAGUCACCUGAUUAUGGUGACGUUAGGUUGGUAGAUGGUAUUCACUUUUCCUAAUGCACUUCAUACUUUUCCCCGAGGUCAGCAAUUAAUACAGCAAAAAUGUCUACAAACAAGAACCCGGAAGAAGAUAUUCUCCAAUUUUUACCUUCAAACACAAGUCGUUAUCCGUAUGAGGGAUUGCAGGAUUUCUGGUCUCAUAUUGCCCUUGAACAAGAGAAUUUUCACAAUAACAAAACCGGAAAAUGCAGCCAAUAUGUCUUAUUUACUAAUGUCACCGAUCAAGCAUUCACUCGAGACUUUGACAUAUCCAAACAUAAACCAAGUUGGCGCCUCUUCGAUUUUUACUACCCAUACACCCAGCUCCUUGUUAUCAGAAUGGUUACGUCUAAGGACCAUGAGCGGACACAUACGGCUCUUGCCAAUCUGUUGAUUGGGAAGUUAGCCGCUAUGAACGAAACGAACUUGUCUUUGGAUUGGACCGGAUCCGCGGACAUCGAAACACCCUCACGGACAAAAAGAGCGGACCAGGAAUUUGCACCCCGAAACCGUCCUCCUGAUAGAUCCGAACUGUGGCCAACCUUGGUCAUGGACGCUGGAUUUUCAGAAUCGAAGCCGAAACUUGAGUCAGACGCGGACUGGUGGAUCAAGGCAUCACAAGGCGACGUCAGAACGGCACUCACGAUCUCUGUGCACCGAAAGACACCAGAAAUUGUUAUAGAAAAGUGGGAGCCGAUUUGCACUUUACAAAAUAGCACCAGGGCCCAAUUUGAACCAAUUCUUCGAAAACACCUGGUAGUUUCGAACCAGAAGGGACAGACGGAAGCUGUCGUGAUCAGCGGCCCGCUUGUUUUGUCGUUUAGGGACCUCUUCCUUCGAGACGCAGGUCGCGGCGAAAAAGAAGAAAUAGAGUUCAGUGACACUGAUAUCAGAACGAUGGCCCAGAUGGUCUGGGAGAAGCAGAAAUUUUGAUUCCUGUCCCCCUUUUUUCUUCGCCGGUGCACCUCUCUACAGCACACAAAAGGUGUUCCAAAGCUUUCCUGGUUUUUUCGUCCUGCAUCGGAAUUUUUUGAAGCCGUUAAUUUCGCCCGGAAAGACGCUCAGUCUCACCCCCAUAUUCUCCGUUCCUGGACCUAGUUCUAGAACAAUUGGCUUUUCACCGGCCACGGACACAGAAACUAGCUGGUCCAGGAUGGAGGCAAAAAUCCAAAGCCGGAAUCCGGAAACAUCAGGCGAUAAGCUCAGGUGAACGGACUGGUCGGCUGUGAGAACCC
Aspergillus glaucus CBS 516.65 is the source of this 1304-nucleotide messenger RNA. RefSeq lists its product as uncharacterized. The transcript is spliced from 2 exons. The coding region runs from base 133 to 1002 and encodes 289 amino acids. The record is from RefSeq and is a predicted model, not a curated record. NCBI's taxonomy places the organism in Eukaryota, Fungi, Ascomycota, Eurotiomycetes, Eurotiales, Aspergillaceae.